AUGCCAACGCCAUGGGGAUUCCGGGCCGACCAGGGCCGAAUGCCAGUGUUCCAUUUCGAAAGUGUUUCCGGUGCUGCGAGCACUGCAAGUGCGACUGGUGGCCGCGCUGCAUGGACGAACUGGAGCGGGGCAUCUGCGCGGGGGCUGCUUGGCUGA
Molecule: messenger RNA, 156 nt
Organism: Symbiodinium sp. CCMP2592
Lineage: Eukaryota; Dinophyceae; Suessiales; Symbiodiniaceae
Source: the annotation of a GenBank genome assembly